Molecule: messenger RNA, 207 nt
Organism: Clavispora lusitaniae ATCC 42720
Lineage: Eukaryota; Fungi; Ascomycota; Pichiomycetes; Serinales; Metschnikowiaceae
Product: proteasome regulatory particle lid subunit
Biological process (GO): mRNA export from nucleus; double-strand break repair via homologous recombination; proteasome assembly
Cellular component (GO): proteasome complex; proteasome regulatory particle, lid subcomplex
Source: RefSeq, a predicted model, not a curated record
AUGUCCGAUAAAGAAGAAAAAAUCAUCAAGACCUUGGAGGAAGACGACGAGUUUGAGGAUUUUCCCGAAGACUCGCAUUGGUCAAGCGAACCCAACCCACACUUGAAUGCGGCCAACCUCUGGGAGGAAGAUUGGGACGACGAUGACGCCAAAGAUGAUUUCAGCGAGAAGUUGCGCCAGGAGUUGAAGCGGACACAGAAGAAUUAG